Molecule: messenger RNA, 940 nt
Organism: Leptinotarsa decemlineata (Colorado potato beetle)
Lineage: Eukaryota; Metazoa; Arthropoda; Insecta; Coleoptera; Chrysomelidae
Product: 18S rRNA aminocarboxypropyltransferase
Biological process (GO): maturation of SSU-rRNA
Molecular function (GO): rRNA small subunit aminocarboxypropyltransferase activity
Source: RefSeq, a predicted model, not a curated record
AAGCAAAGUCCAUAAAAAAGAGAAGAAUAAAACCUAUAAUCUCUAACAUAAAAAUUAGGCUAUAUUUAUAUCAAUGGUUUACAUAUUCCUGUAAUUGAAUAUAAUAUUUAAUAAAAGAGGUUGAAUUCUAGAAUCAAUAUGAAUAUUUUAGAGGACAAAUUAGAACAUGUCCAAUUGGGGGAAGAAACUGAUGAUGAUAGUGAUGAUACUUCUUCCAGCACAGAAGAUGACGAUGAAGUAGCUCCCAAUUUUCCGGUAGCGAUGUGGGACUUCAACCAGUGUGACCCCAGAAAAUGUUCUGGUCGAAAGUUAGCUAGAAUGAAAUUAAUAAGGUGUCUCAAGAUUAAACAACGAUUUCCCGGAAUCGUCCUUUCACCACUAGGAGAAAAAUGUGUCAGCCCUCAGGACCGAGAAAUCGUUGAAAGCAAAGGAAUUGCAGUUGUGGAUUGUUCAUGGGCAAAAAUAGACGAGACACCAAUAUCAGCCUUGAAAGCAACUCACGGGCGUCUUCUACCGUUGUUAAUUGCAGCAAAUCCUAUAAAUUAUGGUAGGCCAUACCAGUUGAGUUGUGUUGAAGCUAUAGCUGCAACGAUGUAUAUAACUGGUUUCAGGGAAUCUGCUAAAUUUUAUCUAAAUAAAUUCACAUGGGGGCAUUCGUUUAUUGAACUCAAUAAGGAAAUAUUAGACAUAUACUCCCAGUGCACUGACAGCAAAUCAGUUAUUGAAGCCCAAAAUAAAUUUGUGGAAGAAGAGCAGCUGAAACAAACACAGAGAAAAGCUCAAUCUGAUUUUCCAAGUUCAAGUGAAAGUGACAGCGAAUAACAGAAUCCUAUCAUCAGUUUAUGAUGAAAGAUAAAUGUACCAUUUUUCCAAUGUUAUUGUAAUGUAUAAGUAUGUUUUUUUGAUCAAAUAAAGUAUUUUAUAUUUACAGAGAUAACAA